Molecule: messenger RNA, 4214 nt
Organism: Mytilus californianus (California mussel)
Lineage: Eukaryota; Metazoa; Mollusca; Bivalvia; Mytilida; Mytilidae
Product: lysophospholipase D GDPD1-like
Exons: 10
Coding region: 99-1079 (326 amino acids)
Biological process (GO): glycerophospholipid catabolic process
Cellular component (GO): endoplasmic reticulum membrane
Molecular function (GO): phosphoric diester hydrolase activity; phosphatidylcholine lysophospholipase A1 activity
Source: RefSeq, a predicted model, not a curated record
UCCAUCUGUAGUCAAAAUUUAGAACAAACGAUGUCAUUACAAAGUCCAAGAAGAAGAGUGGCAGUUGUUUUAUCUCAAAUUUCAUUUUCUGAUAACCAAUGUUGACAGAAAUUAUCGUAAUCAUGGUGGUUUUAGCAGUGAUUGGAGGUUACAUUGUAACCUCAGUGUUGUUACUGAAAUUUCCUCAAAUUUUACACAGAAAGAAAAGCAUAAAAUUUAAACCUGUGCAUAUAAGCCAUCGAGGGGGAGCUGGUGAACACAUAGAGAAUACAAUGACAGCAUUUAAACAUGCUGCUUCUAUUGGAACAGAGAUGUUAGAAAUUGACUGUCAUAUUACCAAAGAUGGUCAGGUGGUUGUAUCACAUGACAGUAGUCUUAAAAGAACAUGCGAAACUGAGGGUCAGGUUUCAGAUUUUACGUAUGAGGAACUACCACUCCUAAAUCAAGAACACAGAUUAGAUUUCUAUCAAACAUUUAAACUGAAGGGUGGAGAAGACAGAAGAAUACCAUUAUUACGGGAAGUGUUCGAGGCAUUUCCUGACAUGCCUAUAAAUAUAGAUAUUAAAAUAGAUGAUGAUGAACUUAUAGAAAAGGUUAAUGAUAUGAUAAAAGAAUUUAAGAGAGAACAUUUAAUAGCCUGGGGAAACAGGAGUAGUAAAGUGACAGAUAAAUUAUACAGAAUUAAUCCUGAUAUUCCAUUAAUUUUCUCCAUGCAGAAAGUGAUAUUGCUACUUGUAUUAUUUUACACUGGGUUAUUGCCCUUUGUGCCAAUCAAAGAAUCACUACUAGAGGUUGUCAUGCCAAGUAUAGUGUUUGAUGACAGGAAAAUUCCUCUUAAAUUCAGUAGAGCUAUGAGAUGUCUUUUACGGACAGCUGAUGUGUUAUUAAUGAGUCCAGUAUUAUUUAACUAUUUAAGAAGAAGAGGAAUGCAGACAUACUUGUGGGUUUUAAAUGAUGAGGAGGAAUAUACUAGGGCCUUCAGACUGGGAGCUGAUGGUGUGAUGACAGACUUUCCAACAAAACUGAAAAAAUAUUUAGACUGUCACCCUGAAUAUAAAAGUCAGAAGUCAGAUGUAUAACAUAGGGCUUUUAUAUUAGAAUCAAAAACUUUGUUUAUAUCAAAUGAUAUUUUGCUUGAACCUAAAACACUUUGUUGUAGCAACCAAUAUUUUGCUUGAAACAAAAUUCCUCUGUUGUAUAAAACAAAUAAUGCUUGAACCAAUACCACUUGUUGUACCAAACAAUAUUUAGCUUGAACCUGAAUUUCUUUGUCAUACCAAACAAUAUUUAGCUUGAACCAAUACCACUUGUUGUACCAUACAAUAUUAAGCUUGAACCUGAAUUUCUUUGUCAUACCAAACAAUAUUUAGCUUGAACCAAAUUUCUCUGUCAUACCAAACAAUAUUUUGCUUGAACCAAAUUUCUCUGUCAUACAAAACAAUAUUUUGCUUGAAUCAAAUUUCUCUGUCAUACCAAACAAUAUUUUGAUUGAACCGAAAUUUCUUUGUCGUACCAAACAAUAUUUUGAUUGAACCAAAAUUUCUUUGUUGUACCAAACAAUAUUUUGAUUGAACCGAAAUUUCUUUGUCGUACCAAACAAUAUUUUGAUUGAACCGAAAUUUCUUUGUCGUACCAAACAAUAUUUUGAUUGAACCGAAAUUUCUUUGAUGUACCAACAAUAUUUUUCUUGAACCAAAAUUUUUAUUGUAUGUUGUUUUUGUAUGGGGCUAAAUUUAAAACAUCCUUUUAUACUCUACUUGAACAAAGGGCAAUUGAUAACUAUUGCCAUCGCUUACCUCUGCACGGUGUUUUUUUCAUUGUUGUCCUGCAAUGUUUUUUCAAUUAUUACCAUGAAACCAUUUAGCUAAUCAAAACCAAGUUUGACCACAAUUAUAAUAUCAAAAUUUAGCAAUGAUCAGAUUUUCCAUUGCAUGUUAAUGUUGUAUGGGGCCAAAUUAAAAAAUAUCUUUUUAUGUUCUACUUGACCAAAGGGCAAUUGAUAGCUAUUGUCGAAAUUCAAGCCCCUGCAGUGUGUUUUGCCAUUAUUGCCCUGCAAUAUUUAUUUCAAUUAUCACCCUUAAACCAUUUGGCCAAUCAAAACCAAGUUAUCAAAAUUUAGAUGUUGCAUGAUAAGAAAUGGGAAUUUUUUGUUGUUUUUUCAAUCAAUUUCAGUAAUUAGGUUAAAAAGCAAAAAUUUUUCCUUUUAUAAAUUCAAUCUUUAAGAAGAUUAGAAUGAGGGCAAAAACACUAAAAUAAAACCUUUAAAAAGAAUUUGAACUAACAAAUCAUGAAAUUUAAUCUCUGUUAAAAUAAAGAACUUUUUCAUUAAGGAGUUUCACUAAAUAAUAAGAGAAUUUAGUAGGAUAUAUGCUUACUUUUAUUAUGUACUAGCUGAUGUUAUGUCACAGGUACAAAUAUAUGUCAAUUAUGAUGUCUGCAUGAGGUAAAAGAUUUUUUACAAAGGUUUACAAAUAUAUGUCUAAACUUUAUAAAAAAAAACACUGUUUUUUUUUUUAGCUUUCAUCACUUGGUGUCUGGUAUCCUCUGUUAACUUUUACAAAAAUCUUCUCCUCUGAAACAACUGGGCCUAUUGGAACCAAAGUUGGCAACAAUCAUUCUUGGGUAUCUUAUUAAGAAGUGUGUCUGAUGAUUCCCACCUGGCAACCAACACGACCAUCAAGGCUAAAAAUAAAAUAUAGGACUGAAAUUUUUUUAAUGCAAGUAUUUUGAAAACCAUUAUAGAUAAAGAAAAUCUCAGGCAAAAAUUCACAUCAAGGUCUACCUACUUUCAAUCUUGACCAAAAUUGUCCUUAUAGGUGUUAUUGAUUUUAAAUGACAAUUUUAACCAAUUUUAUGGGUUUUUGUUUUCUACUGUCUUGAUUGAUUCAAUGAAUGAUAUUUGUAACAUAUAAGUCAAUGGUCUAAAAGUCUAAAUCUAGUAUAGAAUGGUUUUUAACAAUCAUAUAUAGAUUUUCUAAGCUCACCUGGCCUUCCAUUGACCAUUCCUUAUCAUCCAACUUCCUUAAACUGAUCUUAUUUUUAUUUCCUUUUCUGAAACUACUUAUCCAAUUUUAACAAAACUUGGCAGCAAUUAUGGAGGGAAGGUAUUCUAAAAAACAUUUAAAUUUUAUACAUAUUGCAUGGACAAAAAUGGAUACCAGGGCAAUCUUUGAUUCUGAUUUGCCAUUUUUCAAGCUAGAAGGCAAAAUGUUAUGAAACUUUGGGACUGAUGGUUAAAGACCCUCAACAAUGUUCUUCAUUCAAUUUUUAUCAAAUAGCAAACUUGAAGGCAUAGGUUGCACAUGGUUCCCAUUAAGACCCUUUGGAAAAUCACAUUCUCUCUCAAAACAUCCUGGCAGUAAUGAUGUAUGGAAGAUCCCUUGUAAGUAAUCAUCAUUUGGUUCUGAUUUGAUGGAUUAUAGAGACAAUGUUAGAUUCUGAUUGACAAAUUUCAAAAACCUUCUCUUCCAAACUGCAAGAAGGUGGUAGGAUUUCAAACUUAAGUGGAUUAAAACAAAGCAAUAGAAAGUUAGAUUUGUCAGAAGUUAUCUUCUCUUGAGCAAUUAGGGGAUAAAUAUACUAGGUGAGCGAUUUCAGGCUCCAGUUUUAUAAUAUGUAUUAUCUCCUGAAGUAGAUGACUUUUUGUAGCAAAGUUUUUUACUUUUAAAUAAAUUUUCAUAAAUAUUUAUUUUCAAAUGACUUGCAGCAUAAAACAGUUAUCUUACAGCAAACUUUUUUGUAACAUACAUGUACUAUCAUAUAUAAUUCAUGGCAAUCAGAGUAUUUUGCAAGUGUUUGGCAUCGUUAUCUGUUAUGAAAAAAGUAAUUGUCUAUUUGUCAUCACAGUAGCAUUAAACAGUAUUCUUCUUUAGAAAUCCAAAAAGGGAAUAUACAUUGUAUUAUUGUAGUGAAUAAACCAUUUACAGUACUAGUAUUGAAAUUUUAGCUGUCAUCAAUAACUGUGAUUGAUGGUUGCAAUAAUCUUUUUUAUGACUUACUACUACAUUGUCAUAAAACUAACUUCUACCACUUUAAUAGUUGAAUAUUGCUAUGUAUAUUAUAAUAAUAUGGUACAGUCUCCUGAUGUGAACUUGUUAUACACAUAACCUGCCCUAGCCCACCUUUCCAUGACCAUGUAAACUUUUGUCAUUGUUGUUUUUAUAGUAUAUUGUUAUUUAUUUAUUGAUAUUGUAAAAAUAAAAUGUAGAAUUUGU